AUGAAACGGAAAGGCGGCCAACAGCAAAGGAUCAAGGCUGCCCGAUCAGAGGAAGAAUCAUCCGCUGCUGGCAUCACUCAGCAAAGCGCUUUGGUCACCUUUCUUUUGACCUUGUUCACUUGGGGAGAGUUUUCGCCUCAGCGCUGCCAGCACAUUGCUGCUUUGGCACUAGAAGACUUGGAGAAGCACCACACCAACAAGCACAUAGUCAGUGACCUGAAGGCCUUGGCCAGCAUUGGGAGCAAUGGCGCAUAUCCAAACAAGAUGCACCAAGAUUUGAUGCAAAGGACGAAGAACAUCAGCAAGGUACCGCAGCCCUACCUUUUCAAUGCAAAGUUCAAAAGCCCGGUGGGUGUGCAGAACCAAUCCCUGCUUUUACCUCAUGAGCUUUUCGCAACCAUUGCUGCAGAGUACCAGACCACAUGGUUCAAAAGCAUUUGCCCAGACCAAUCCAACCUUGAGACAUUUUGGGAAACCGCUGUCAACCAUCCGCUUCUUCACGACCAUCCUGUAUUGCGUCGAGAGCACUGGCGGCGGUACGCCGUCCCCAUCGCUCUCCACGGCGAUGGGGUUCCUGUGGUCGGAAUUGGAAAGGCCUGGACCAAACUCCUGAAUGUGUUCUCAUGGUUCAGCUUGGUGGGCACAGGGACCACACGGUCCAAGUUGUUUUACACCUACUCCUGUUGGGACAAGAUCUGGAUCAUUUCCAGAUGUUAG
This is a messenger RNA of Durusdinium trenchii, 717 nucleotides long. NCBI's taxonomy places the organism in Eukaryota, Dinophyceae, Suessiales, Symbiodiniaceae. The record is from the annotation of a GenBank genome assembly.